Thamnophis elegans (Western terrestrial garter snake) is the source of this 3116-nucleotide messenger RNA. RefSeq names its product insulin like growth factor binding protein 2 (gene IGFBP2). Gene Ontology annotation, biological process: regulation of insulin-like growth factor receptor signaling pathway. Gene Ontology annotation, cellular component: extracellular region. The transcript is spliced from 4 exons. NCBI's taxonomy places the organism in Eukaryota, Metazoa, Chordata, Lepidosauria, Squamata, Natricidae. The record is from RefSeq and is a predicted model, not a curated record. Gene Ontology annotation, molecular function: insulin-like growth factor I binding; insulin-like growth factor II binding. Bases 81 to 962 code for a protein of 293 amino acids.
CGGUGCCGGGCACCCUCCAGUCUCUCGCUCAGCAGCACCUGCCCAGUCGAUGAUUCAGUCAAGCGGUUGCCGCCGCCAGGAUGGUGCAGCUGCCGCAGCUGGUCGUCGCCUCCUCCUUGUGGCUCGGGCUGGGCUGGUGGGCGUCUUUGCCGCCAACCGGACUGGCGCUGCCCGAGGUGCUGUUCCGUUGCCCGCCCUGCACCGCCGACCGCCUCGCCUCCUGCCAUCCCGCCGGAUUCGAGACCACCGCCUGCCCGGAGUUAGUGCGAGAGCCCGGCUGUGGCUGCUGUCCAGUUUGUGCCCGCUUCGAGGGGGAGCCCUGCGGGGUGUACACGCCACGUUGCGUCUCCGGGUUCCGCUGCUACCCGACUCCCGGCUCUGAGUUGCCCCUUCAGGCGCUGGUGCAGGGACACGGCACCUGCACCCGGUGGAGCGCCGGCGCUGAGUACGACGCCACCACCGCCGAGCACACCGGGGCGGCUAUCGAAGAACAUCCUGAAAGAACUGCUGUGGAAAACAUUGUAGAUGGUGCCUCUACUGCGAUGAAUGGAAGGCAAAUGUCUGAGAAGGAAAUAGCCAUAAUUCGUGACAAAACGAAUGAGCAGCAAAAGCUGAUAGGCAGGCAUGUAUAUCCUCCGAUACGUGUCCCGCCUCUUCGGACACCCUGCCAACAGGAAUUGGACCAGGUAUUGGAACGUAUAUCAACCAUGCGCCUGCCAGAUGAACGUGGCCCAUUAGAGCAUCUUUAUUCCCUGAACAUCCCAAAUUGCGAUAAGCAAGGCCUUUACAAUCUCAAACAGUGCAAAAUGUCAGUGAAUGGUCAGCGAGGAGAAUGUUGGUGUGUUAAUCCCAACACUGGGAAAACCAUCUUGGGGUCGCCUACCAUCCGUGGAGAUCCUGAAUGCCACCUCUUCUAUACUGACCAUGAAGACAGGGGGACACCAGCCUUUCAAGUGCAAUAGUUGGACACAUUCCUACUCUCUGUCAUGUGGCUUGGCCUAUUCUCAGUGCUGGAUUUUACAUGGGUUUUAAUGCAGCUUGAUUUUUUCCUUCAUGUUGAUGUUCCAGCAAAUCCCCAGGGAUUUUUUGGGGGUGGGGUGGGGGAAAUCUGGGCUAUACAUUUAUCUCAGUUGUUUGCACCAUUGGGAAAAUACAAUAAAGGUGGUGGAUAGAAAAGUUUGGUAUCUCAGGCAUUCUCUUAUCCUGCUCCGAACUCUUCCCAAACUCUUCUAAAUCACUUUUACUCUUGCCAGAAGGAGCAAAGGAAACAGGUCAGAACAAAGAGUUAAAUUGACCUCUUCACCGACAUGUGCUCCUGCUUUUACCAGGCUGGAGGAGAUAAUCCUUACCCUAAUUCUUUCUCACCACCCAAGCCAAAGACCAAAGAUUGUAAAUACUACAUUGUGCCUGCUACACAGAGCCCUGCAGUCUCUCCAUGUUGGUCCCUUUGGAUUACUAGGUGUGUUACAGCUAAAGGACUAAAGAGAAUCUUUGCUUAGGGACCAAUAUUUCUUGGAAGGCAUGGCCAGCCUCCCUGCUACCACCCCCCCCCCCACUAUUAAAUGUUAAAACAUCAACGUGUAACCUUAUUCACUGAGAAUUCAAUGCCAAGGAUUAUUAUUCGGCAUCCUGCUGCCUCUUAGAUAAGACUUCAUAACUCUUAAGAAGCAAAAACCCAUUUAAAACCCAUGAGUAGACCAGUCAUUCUCCCUACCCUAAAUGAUGUAGGUCCAAGAUUAGCAGUGCCUGUGUCUCUGUAAGUAAACGACACUAAAUAUAGUGCUUUGUAAACCUUGAAAGUGGACAGAUUAUAUGUAUAUGUUCAUUGAUAUGCAUACAAGCCUGUAUGGAAUAAUCAGAUCUGGGAGCUAGGAGCGAUGUGGUGUUGAACUUUCAGUUCCCAGUAAUGAAUUAAGUUUCUCAGAUAACCAUUUCACCCUCUUGAGUUUAAUUUUGCUUUUGGGGUGGAUCAUGGAAAUGUUGAAAAAAUGAGAAGCAGUUGCAUGUAUUAUGUCUUCUUGUAUUAUAUAUGCCAAUUUAUAUUUACUGAACAGUUACUAUUAGUAUAAUUGUUGAAGACGGAAGGUUUUGUGCGUGUUCCUUUUUUUUAAUGCCAUAUAUAUUGGAAGAGAAAAAAAUGAAACAUUUCCAUCUUUUUUGUGUAAGAACACAGCAGAAAGAUGACAUUAGAAAAAUGUCUGGGCUUGUCUCUGGUCAGCUUGCCAUUUCACUGCAUCCUUUUCACACACAGAACUUUUGUUGUUCUAUCACGGUUGAUGCCUUGAAAGAAUCUCCUUCCUUCUCUACUUGUGUCCCCCUCCCAAAACUGCAGCACUAUAAAUGGCAAUUUAUAGUUUGAGGCAACAGACACAUUUCUUUUCCAGUUCCAUAAUCUCUGAUGAAAAUGAGGGGUGAAAUUGUGAAUUACUGAGAAUGUCAGUACUCGGACCCGUAGGCAGGUACCUGUACACACCUGCUUCAAGACCGGAUAUUAAAAUAAUAUCAAUGUUUCAUGUUGCAAGACAGAGACUGGUACAGGAAAUGAGUUGCAAUUUAAAUAUUAACUUUGAUAUUUACAUUUCAACUUAUUAUUAACAUUAAAUUUGAAUUUAAACAAAUAUUUUUCCAGAGCAAAUUAUAGACAGUGGAUUAUUUCCAGUAGGAAAGCAGAUAUAUGCUAAAGAAUUAAUAUGUUUUUUGGUGACAAGAGAUUCUGUGGAGAAAAAAAGGCAAUGCCAUAAGUGAAUGUGAUGGAGUAAAUCUCAAAUGGCACUGGAGAAGUUUUCCCAGCACGCACAGUACAUAAGGAAUAGAAGAGAUAAAAGAUGGCACGUUCUUAUUCAUUGCAGUGAAUGAAAACCAUUAUUUUCCUGUCAGGCAAAAUCUUGAUUAUUUGUGCUUUUUAAACAUUUAUGCUUAAUAUAAUCCAAACCCAAAUUCAUCAAACAAAUAUUCUUCUCAUUGGGAAGAAAAGAUUUGUUCCUUUUUAUUUACUUUCCACCUCCAAUCUAGCAAUUUAGCAACUAAUAUUGGUGCCUUUAAGAGGAAUACCACUUACCCCUUAAGUUUAUACUCUUAACUGUAGAUACUUCUUCAGGAACAAACCUAGAACUAUG